Molecule: messenger RNA, 2532 nt
Organism: Xyrauchen texanus (razorback sucker)
Lineage: Eukaryota; Metazoa; Chordata; Actinopteri; Cypriniformes; Catostomidae
Product: ras-related protein Rab-33A-like
Exons: 2
Coding region: 37-726 (229 amino acids)
Biological process (GO): Rab protein signal transduction
Cellular component (GO): endosome; Golgi apparatus
Molecular function (GO): GTP binding; GTPase activity
Source: RefSeq, a predicted model, not a curated record
GAGUGAACACAAGGCUGUGUACAUCAUUUCACCGUUAUGGCACAUGAAUUCACCAACUCACAGAAUGCCAACCUCACGUCGUCUCUCGAUCUGAGCACGUCGCUGGAUCACAGCGUCCAGACGCGCAUUUUUAAAAUUAUUGUGAUCGGGGACUCUAAUGUGGGUAAGACCUGUUUAACCUUCCGCUUCACCGGCAGAUCCUUCCCAUGCAAGACUGAAGCCACCAUCGGCGUGGAUUUCAGGGAGAAAGCCGUGGAGAUCGAGGGCGAGAAAAUAAAGGUACAAGUAUGGGACACAGCAGGCCAGGAACGCUUUCGCAAGAGCAUGGUAGAGCAUUACUACCGCAACGUCCAUGCUGUCGUAUUCGUGUACGAUGUCACUAAAAUGGCCUCUUUCCAGAACUUAAAGACCUGGAUUCAGGAGUGCAACGGGCAUGGUGUGUCAUCCGCUGUGCCUCGUGUCCUGGUGGGCAACAAGUGCGAUCUGAUUGACCAGAUUCAGGUCCCCUCCAACACUGCCCUCAAGUUUGCCGAUGCCCAUAACAUGCUGCUGUUUGAAACGUCAGCCAAAGAUCCAAAGGAGAGCCAGAAUGUGGACUCCAUUUUCAUGUGCCUGGCAUGUCGUCUAAAAGCCCAAAAGUAUUUGAUCUACAGAGAUGUGGAGAGAGAAGAUGGUAGAGUCAGAUUGACCCAUCAACCAGGCCCUAAAAGUAACUGCCUGUGCUGAGGACCUUAAACUGUGAAAUUAGUAACGUUUAUCAUUUGCAUUGAAACAAUGUGCCUGCAACUAAUGACAUUUUAUUUUGUGAUAACUGCACCAACUGACCUUGCCAUUUUCUCUGAGUUUCUCUGUAUGUGCUUAUCUUUAGUUUUCUAGAAUUACAUCACUAAAAACACUCAGAUGUGGAUGAAACACAUGUAACCUGACAAGAAAAAGUCUAGGUCAUAUUUCACCUUGAAAUCAAAACAAAGGGGAAAAAAGUAUUUUUAAAAUAUUUUGCUUAAACGGAGCUUAUUUUUAGGACCAUUAAAUGUAAUUUUUUUUGGUAUAUUUUCUUUUUUUUUGCAUUUUGACAUAAUUUAAUGACAAUUAAGCACAUUUUCCUCCAAUUCUCAUUUAUGUAAUGCAUAAAGAAUCUCAUUCUGAUUACUGUAAUGUGAAAAAAAUGAUGUUUGUGAAAUAUUUAUACAUAAUGGUAGUUUGUGUUGGGGGGGGUGCGCUUAAUUUCUGUUAAAAUAUUGUCACAAUGCAAUCUCAAUGGCCCUAAAAUAGGCUUAAUUUUCUUAGCACACAAUAUAAUUUCUUAUUUAUAACUUAAUUUGUUUUCUGGGUGAAAUGUGACAUUCGAUAACAUUCACCCAUUUAUUGAUGUUGGAUUGCUAAUACUAAAUUUAGGACACACUGUAUCUGCAAUAUCACUAUAUCUUUAAAGGUUUGAAGAAAUGUGACAUUUGUCUGAUUUCCAGUCAUUUAGGUCAGUCAUAUUAAUUUGGAUCUAUGCAUCAGUAUACAAUCAACUCAAAAUAUCACUUACUGCAAUAAGACAUAACAUCCCCUACAUCAUCAUCGGUUGAUGGUCUUAAUGUAUUAGCAGUCAGGUACUGCACUGGAUUCUGAAUCAUCAAGCAGUACAUGAGGUUUCACAUGAAGUUUCAAGUUUCAUAAUUCAAAUGUUUGUAUGCCUUAAAUAUUGGUGAUUUCACAUAGCUUUGUUAUUCCUCAAUGCUAAACAAAAGUGAUAACAUUAGCACUCACUGAGUGCAUGGAUGUAUUAGGCAUUUGAUACGGAUAUUAUGAAAAUGUAAAAACAGUUAUAAACACAUAUUCUUUGGUGUUUAGCAUUAAAUGGUUGAGAACCCAACCAAAUAUUUAAUGCAAUUAGGUAACACCAAUAAUUUACCAAAUGUGGACAAACAAGUAUAACAGUGUGGGAAGUAUCAUGUAUAUAGCAGAAAAAUACUACUUAACAUCACAUUAAUAUUUCACCAGCUUAAGGGUUCCUCCAAAUGUAAAAACGCUUGACCAUCUAUGAAUGUAAGCUUAACAACUGUUCUAUAUGUUUUUUUGUUUUUUAAAUAAAUUAACAAAAGAAAAGGCAGUAUUUUAGAUCUGUCGAGUGUUUCCUGGUUGGUGUUGCUAAUUGGGAAAACAAUUUUGAUUAUGGAAUAGGAGAGUGCCCUGUGACUGUUUUUAUAGCAUUAUCACUAUUUACUGCUAAACUGUCUGUUCUGUCUUUUGGUUCUUAAACAUUCCGUAGAAUACUCUCUACUAUUUCAGAAGUUGCUAGGUGUGUGUUUGCAGUUUCUUUUAAUGGUUUCAAAUGCUCUUCAUGUUUUAAAACCCAUCAGAGAAUUUUUAAUCGUGUAAGCCAAUGACGCUAUUUCAUGUUACAUGUUACUGUAUGUAUGUUUGGUUAUGAGCACCAGAUUAAAUUACAUAUACCCUGAAGCACUGAACCAAUAUAUUAUCUGGAGAAAAAAAAUGGUUAUUAACAUGAAACAUUUUUGGAGCUCAAGUUUCAGAUGAACAAAG